Messenger RNA from Amoebophrya sp. A25, 3285 nucleotides. The record is from the annotation of a GenBank genome assembly. NCBI's taxonomy places the organism in Eukaryota, Dinophyceae, Syndiniales, Amoebophryaceae.
UACAAAUCCACCGCGUGCUGCCGGGGGAACGACCAACGAUGAUGCUCUUAGUGGAGUAGAUCAAGAAUUUUUAUGCGGAGGAAAGGAUGCAAACGCCGGCACAGGCUCCUCGGAUGGGAAAGACCAGCGCGUACCGAGAGAUCAUGAUGCGACACAGCAGUCGCAAUCUUUCGCUACGCUGGCACCUGGUCCUAAAUCACUUACGAAUCAUCCGACUGUGUUCGCGGGAGCAGGCAUGGAGGCAAUCUCGGAAGAGGUCACCAGCAUUGAUGAGCGGAUUUCGACGAGUACUCCUCAGAAGAAUGUUCUCGAUCUCGCUACAGAUGGAACAACGGGCACAGACCCUGCAGUGGAGGAACGCAAACAGGUGGGAGGGGCUGAAACACCACCAGGCGCAGAGCUACUAGCAUCCGGAUCGUUGAGUGAUGUUGGUAGUGACUCCGGGAAUCCUGCCGCAAAUAAAUCCACUUUAGGGGCAGCAGGCCGCAAAACGCAUCCAAAUAUUGCAGCCAAAAUGGCAGUAUUCGAGCAGAGCAGUUCUUCGCUAGAAGGCAAAUUUGUUGCUGCCGUGCGAAGUAGGGGUUCGAGAUCAAGGGAUGCCUCGCCAGGAUCUCUUUCGUCGACAGGCUCUGCCGCGCACGAGUCUGAAGGUGCUAGCGCCACGUCAGCAGAAGCAACUGGCAGUGGCGAUGUUGCGCUAAAAAGUCCCUCGGAAGCGGAGCAAACUGCCGCGACAGGAGAUCAAGGCGAAACCGAAGAUGCAGAACGCAGUUCGACUGUAAGACACGACGACUCACCGGCUAGUGGAACCGGAACCCGAACAACGCCUGGUGCCGAGUCAAAUGUGGGCACGCUCGACGCAGAGGCUCCAGGACCACCUCUGGAAAAUGCGCUUGGGUCGAAUGACCCUCAAGAGGGCGAUGGUUCAACGGUAAAGCCUGUUGUGCAUUAUGGGGCAGCGACUGCAGGCUCUUCUCUCUUGUUGGAACCUAAGCAAGCGGAUGUUGACGCUCCUUCUUCGCAAAUAGGUGGAGAAUUUGGAGGGGGCCAAAAACCAGACGAUGCAGGCAGUGACUUGGCACAGAUACUUCCUAUGCAUGCAGCUCCUGCAGGUGAUGAAGUUGGUUCUUCAGAGGCACAGCCACUUGUAUCUCCACCGGAUGACGACAAAGGACAAGCUAAGAAUCGACCUCCGCCAGUCUCGACUGUUGAAUUUGACCUCAGCGGCCUUUCGAUCGCGGAGCAGCCGCGAGAUCAUACUGCAGUUCCAGUCUCACCGCACUUUUGCGGCGGUCCGUCCAGCAGCUCACAACAAGCGCUUUUCUUGCCCUUGGGGAUGCCGCUCGCUGGGUCUCCAGGUGGGGCAAUAACGCUCAUCGGAGGCGAUAUACCCGCAAGCGCAACUUUCUCAGUAGAACAAACGACAACGACAACACCUGCGCCAGGUUUUCUUGCUGCACAAUACGGAGCCUCCAUUGUGAGGGCAGAAGACGAGAGUCUAGCUCCGCCAGGCGCUGCAACCUUGACAAGCACGGCGGCACCAUUUUUGGCUUCUGUGACUAGCACAACGACAUCGCCACCUGGUGUCACUGGGCUUGCUGCGUUUGCUGAGCCUGAUCCUAGUACUGCACCUGAGGCAGACGAGGGACAAAACGUCGCUCCUUCUGCUGGGCAAGAUACUGCGACGCCAGCAACGUCCGUGACGGAGCUGAGAAACGCUACUGUGCAAGCUGGCGCGGUGAGCGCAAUAAUUGUAGAGGUUACACGAGCUCUUGCAGAAACCAUGGCUGCUGAGGAAGAAAAUAUAACCUCUUCUGAUGACGAUCUUCCUAUUCGUCAACGCGGAAAUAAUGUCAACGAUAACAAUAGAUCAUCAACAACAUUUCGUAACACAAGCGGAACAGCAGCCUCUGGCGCGAUGCUUCCACCUCUCACUUCGUCAACGGCAGCUGACGGCGUCUUUUUGCCGCCUUUGCGUUCGACCACUGCCACGCGAGAGGUAUUCUCAGGGUCGGGUGGAAGCGCCGUAGACGCACACGGUUCUUCCCCAAACGUCACCAACGGCGCUGCUGCAGACGCUAUUGGAGAGACGGAAGCUUCUGUUCAAAGAAUGGAUGAUGCGGCCACUUCAGCAGCAGUGACGGCAGGAGACAGCCUAGCUUCUGUCGCCGUUCAUGAUGAUGAGAACACUGUAAGAGAUGCAGACAUCACCUCUCCUCCCUCUGCGAUGAGUUUGCUGGCCCCUGGAAGUCCGACGUCUGCAGUGACAACACGUGAGUUCGCUAUAAUUAGUGAUCAAUUUCUUGGUAGUGGAACGCGAACGACCAACAACAGACCUAAGUCUGCAGCGGCCCUUCGUCGUCUGAGACGAACGAGAAGCGCACCAGAGCAGAGACGAAGCGGAAGUAGUGCGCGAGCCGAGAGGGAAGAAAGUCAGGAGUUCGAGCGGAAGCAUGAGACCGAGACGAAGUUGUUGGAGGCAGUGAAAAGCCAACACAUCUACACAAUCCCAGCUGCAUUCAGUAUUUUGGCUGAUAUCUCCCUCGUUGCAGUGUUUUUCACGUUCUGCGUCACUGGUAUCAACCUGUGUCGACAUCACACGCGCCAGAACGAAAUCGCGGACAUGUUUCAUCGAGUGAGUAGCUUCGCCGAAAAUGCACUAGAUGAAGAUGUUGAAGUUGGACAGACCGAGACCUCUAUCAAAAGUAGGAAACAAAGUGAAAGCCUAAAUCGUAAAAUGGUCUCAUCGACCAGAGCGAGCUCUUCUUCGAAAAGGAAGAAGAAGUCGUCCUCAGUGUCAGCAGAUAUCAAGGAAACUGCUGACCAAGAUCCCGAAGGACAGCAGACGAAUAAAGCUGCCACAUCGACGAGUUCAUCCUCAUCGUCAUCAUCCGACUCCUCCUCUCCGAGCAGCCGCGGGUCGUCGGCGACUGCACGCUUAUCUAACGUUAGCAGUUUUACAACGCUAUCGGAGCGGUUGGAGCAAAACCGCAAAGAAGAGCACUAUUUGCAUUUAGCGCUAAAACCGCACGAUUAUUCGAUUCAAGUUGUGCUCUUGCCGGUUAUCUACGCACUUUUGGCCUUUAAGAGUGUGUUGCGGAUGAGCGAACUGAUGUCCGGAACGAUGCACCAUGAUCGGAUUCAUGCAAGUGCGGUACUCGUCUGGCUCAAAUUCCUAGCUCUUCUGAACCUUGAGGCAGCACCGCAAGAAGGAACCGACUCCGCUUUACAGCUCACUGGAGCCAACCAGGAAUGUACGAUCUCAAGUGCUCUUAAAUAGCCGUA